Molecule: messenger RNA, 1286 nt
Organism: Homalodisca vitripennis (glassy-winged sharpshooter)
Lineage: Eukaryota; Metazoa; Arthropoda; Insecta; Hemiptera; Cicadellidae
Product: alpha-tocopherol transfer protein-like
Exons: 7
Coding region: 16-1074 (352 amino acids)
Cellular component (GO): membrane
Molecular function (GO): phosphatidylinositol bisphosphate binding
Source: RefSeq, a predicted model, not a curated record
CAGCUUUGUUAUCAGAUGAGUCAGAAGGCCGUGUCUCACAGUCAGGCGUCAAGUAUGGGUGGGGGGAGGGGGGCUCUACCCGUCCACAAGACCCAGCAGCCAGUCCAGUCCCGCGCCCGUACCGUCACCAUGCAGGACGAGCACUGUAUCCGCAUGGGCGAGUACAUCCUCCGGUUCGAGGAUGGUCCGGAGAUCGGCGAAUCCUUCGAGGAGCGUGCCCUCAGGGAGCUGCGGGAGACGCCGGAACGGAGGGCGGAGGCCUUGGAGCAACUGAGGGAUCUGCUUAGGGGCGAACCAGGAUUGGUGGUACCUCUAGACAAUGAGCAGUUUCUACUCUCCUACUUGAGACCCUGCAAGUUUUAUCCUGAAAGCGCUUUUGAGCGGAUCAAGAAGAUGUACAAGUUCAGACCAAAACAUGCCAAGUACUUCAUGAACCUGUUGCCCAGCAGAGACAAGAACGUGUUCGAGCAGUGCUUGCUGACGGUUCUGCCAAACAGAGAUCAGCACGGCAGUCGCAUCCUCAUGAUCGAGGCGGGAGACAAAUGGAAACCGAAGGAGGUGUCGCUGACGGAGCUGCUCCGAGGAGUCCUGCUGGUCCUGGAGGCCGCUAUCCUGGAGCCUCGCACACAGAUCUCCGGGUCCAUCGUACUGAUAGACCUCCGGGGCCUGUCCAUGCACCACGUCUGGCAGUUCUCCCCUGGGUUUGCCAGCAUGAUAGUGGAGUGGGUACAGGAACUUAUACCUUGCAGAAUAAAGGCUAUCCAUAUAGUCAACCAGCCUUACAUAUUCAACAUGUUGUUCAGCAUAUUCAAGCCAUUCUUACAAGAGAAGCUCAGGAACAGAAUACACUUCCACGGCGAGGACAGAGCGUCCCUGCUAAACCACAUAGAUGCCAAGAGCGUGCCGACCCAGUAUGGUGGAGAUAUGUACCUGCCGCAUGACCAAGGACUGGAGCUGCACCGGCUACUCUGCUUAUACGAUGAUCAGUACCAGAAGACGUCCGAGUACGGAUACGUCAACAUCAAUAAGCAGAAAGGAAAGGACAAGAAAGAGAAACGGAUUAGCGAAACGUGAUGACGUCAGUGAAUGUGCUGUGAGGGACAUGACAACACACUAUGUUAUGUGGAAAUAAUACGUUUAUGUUUGUUUAUAUUGUACACAUUUUCUACUUCCUAGCUAGGUCUAAUUAUCAGUAUAGUGUAACGUGUAUUUGUAAAUUUAUAUUAUCGUUGUAUUUAAGUAUACAGAGUUCUAUAUGUAUUUAAAAAAUACACUAUUAAAACUGU